Echinops telfairi (small Madagascar hedgehog) is the source of this 1332-nucleotide messenger RNA. RefSeq names its product T-box transcription factor 19 (gene TBX19). Lineage: Eukaryota; Metazoa; Chordata; Mammalia; Afrosoricida; Tenrecidae. Gene Ontology annotation, biological process: positive regulation of DNA-templated transcription; regulation of transcription by RNA polymerase II; cell fate specification. The record is from RefSeq and is a predicted model, not a curated record. Gene Ontology annotation, molecular function: DNA-binding transcription factor activity, RNA polymerase II-specific; RNA polymerase II cis-regulatory region sequence-specific DNA binding. Gene Ontology annotation, cellular component: nucleus. The transcript is spliced from 8 exons. Bases 1 to 1332 code for a protein of 443 amino acids.
AUGAGUGAGCGUGGCUCUCCGCAGAGCGCAGUGUCCCGUCUGCUGCACGUGGUGGAGAGUGAGCUCCAGGCCGGGAGGGAGAAAGGCGAUCCGACGGAGAAGCAGCUUCAUAUCGUCCUGGAGGAUGCCCCUCUCUGGCGGAGGUUCAAGGAAGUCACCAAUGAAAUGAUCGUGACCAAGAACGGCAGGAGGAUGUUCCCUGUUCUAAAGAUCAGUGUCACGGGGCUGGACCCGAAUGCUAUGUACUCCCUGCUGCUGGACUUUGUCCCAACGGAUGGUCACCGCUGGAAGUACGUCAACGGGGAGUGGGUGCCCGCUGGCAAGCCCGAGGUCUCCAACCACAGCUGCGUCUACAUUCACCCGGACUCCCCCAACUUUGGGGCCCACUGGAUGAAAGCUCCCAUCUCCUUCAGCAAAGUCAAGCUGACCAACAAGCUCAAUGGUGGCGGGCAGAUCAUGUUGAAUUCGCUGCAUAAAUACGAGCCGCAGGUCCACAUAGUGCGUGUUGGAGGGUCCCACCGAAUGGUGAUGAAUUGCUCCUUCCCAGAGACCCAGUUCAUAGCUGUGACAGCCUAUCAGAAUGAGGAGAUAACAGCUCUCAAAAUCAAGUACAACCCUUUUGCCAAGGCCUUCUUGGACGCCAAGGAAAGAAAUCACCUGAAAGAUGUUCCCGAGGCGAUCUCUGAGAGCAAGCAUGUGACCUAUUCUCACUUGGGGGGCUGGAUCUUUUCCAAUCCGGAUGGCAUGUACACAGCAGGCACCACCAACUACCAGUAUGCCACUCCCCUGUCUCUGCCUGCUCCCCACUCCCACCACGGCUGCGAGCACUACCCUGGCCUCCGGGGACACCGGCAGGCUCCCUACCCUUCAGCCUAUGUGCAUAGAAACCAUUCUCCCACAGUGAAUUUGAUAGAAAGCUCAAGUGACAAUGUGCAAGUUUUUUCGGGACCUGAAAGCUGGACCUCUUUAUCCUCCACACCCCACACCAGCAUCCUAUCUGUACCCCACACCAAUGGACCCAUCAAUCCAGGGCCCAGCCCCUAUCCGUGCCUGUGGACCAUCAGCAACAGUGGCGGGAGCCACGCCGGGCCGGGACCCGAAGUGCACGCCAGCUCCCCGGGGGCCUUUCUCCUGGGUAACUCGGCGGUGACUUCAUCCCCUUCGGUGCUCGCCAGCCCAGCAUCUGCUUCGGCUGGCAUGGAAGUUCUGGGGGAGCCCUCGCUGACCAGCAUUGCUGUGUCCACCUGGACCGCAGUGGCCUCCCAUCCUUUCUCUGGCUGGGGUGGCCUGGGUGCGGGGGGGCGUCACUCUCCUUCUUCUUUGGACAGUUAG